AUGUCAUUCAGGCAAACCGUCUCCGAAUUCUUUCCUCCUCCACCAGGCUUUACAGAAAAGGAUCUACCAUCUUUGUCCGGCAAAGCCUACCUCAUAACUGGUGGAGCAGCCGGCAUUGGCAAAGAGCUUGCCCGGAUACUCUUCUCGGCUGGCGCAACAGUAUACAUUGCUGGACGUAGCUUGUCAAACAUCGAAAGGGCAACCAAGGACAUUGUAGAUAAUCCAGUUCAACUUCAAAGCGCACAAACCGCUCCGGCGACCGGUAAAAUCGUCGCUGUCGUAUUCGACCUCGCGGACCUACCCUCCAUCAAACCAGCCAUUGAAACACUCAAACAGCAAACCACCAAACUCGAUGUCGCGUUUCUGAAUGCGGGCGUCAUGGUUCCUCCUCGUGAAUCAAAGACAAAGCAAGGAUACGAGUUGCAAUGGGGUACCAAUGUCGUCGGACAUUUUGUGUUGCAGAGGCUACUUUUGCCCCUGCUGCUCGCCUCUGCACGCGAAAGUGGUCAAGCCCGCAUCGUCUGGGCGUCUUCCGAUGCGAGCGCACGCUCACCGUCGCCCGACGGCAUCAGCUGGGAUGAUAUCAAUAGCCCAAAGCUGGAUUCAUGGACCACUUAUGGGCAGAGCAAGGCUGGGAAUAUAAUCCUGGCAGCGGAGACGGCGCGGCGGUAUGCAAAAGACAACAUCAUUGCUACGAGCCUGAACCCUGGACAUCUCAAAACGGACUUGCAGCGGCAUUGGCUUUCGGAUUCGCGUAUCAGAAGUCUUGUAACAGCACCUCUAUUGCAUGAACCGCGGUACGGGGCACUCACUCAGCUGUUUGUCGGGCUUUCAGAACGAGUAAACGCAGAAAAAAACGGACAGUACUUCAUUCCCUGGGGCCGAGAAGGCAAGAGGCCAAAGCAGAUUGAAAAGGGGCUGGAGAAUGGUAGCGGCGGCCGACUUUGGGAUUUGUUGGAGACGGAGACGGAGCAAUAUAUUUAG
This is a messenger RNA of Trichoderma virens Gv29-8, 984 nucleotides long. RefSeq lists its product as uncharacterized. The coding region runs from base 1 to 984 and encodes 327 amino acids. The transcript has a single exon. The record is from RefSeq and is a predicted model, not a curated record. NCBI's taxonomy places the organism in Eukaryota, Fungi, Ascomycota, Sordariomycetes, Hypocreales, Hypocreaceae.